AUGGCGCGCGUUGGGCGCGUCGGGUUCCUCGCCCUCGCGGUGGUCUUCCACCUGAUCUAUACAUAUUCCAUUUUCGACAUAUACUUCGUCAGCCCCAUCGUGAGUGGCAUGCGCUCCUUUGGCGUCGAUCGUCCUGCCGGAACAAGCGCCCCCUCCGAACGUCUCGUCCUCUUCGUCGCAGAUGGCCUGCGCGCCGAUAAGGCCUUCCAGGCCUUCCCCGAUCCCUCCCCCGAAAACCGCGCCGAACCGUCCGACGAGCUCAUCCGCCUGUCGCCCUUUAUUCGCUCCAAGGUCCUGGAGCAAGGCACCUUUGGCGUGUCGCAUACCCGUGUCCCCACCGAGUCGCGGCCAGGCCAUGUUGCCCUCAUUGCGGGCCUGUACGAGGACGUCUCGGCCGUGACGACGGGGUGGCAGUUGAACCCGGUCAAUUUUGACAGUGUGUUCAACCGUAGCCGACACACGUGGAGCUGGGGCAGUCCCGAUAUCCUGCCUAUGUUCAAGGAGGGGGCGGAGCCUGGCCGUGUGGAUGCGGACUCGUACGGCGAAGAGGCGGAGGACUUCAAUGCCGAUGCGACGUACCUGGAUACAUGGGUAUUUGACAAGGUGCACGAACUCUUUGAGUCUGCAAAGACCGAUCCGGAGCUUGAGCGGAAGCUGCGCCAAGAUAAAUUAGUUUUCUUUCUGCACCUGCUGGGCCUGGAUACCACCGGUCACGGAUACCGACCGUAUUCCAAGGAAUACCUGCACAAUAUCAAAGUGGUGGAUCACGGCGUUCAGGCAGUCACUAAGCUGGUAGAGGACUUCUACGGUGAUGGCAAGACUUCUUUCAUCUUCACUGCGGAUCAUGGUAUGAGCGAUUUGGGCAGUCAUGGUGACGGCCACCCCGAUAAUACGCGGACCCCUCUUGUUGCAUGGGGUUCUGGUGUCGCACAGCCUCUGACCACUAACACGGGCAUUGCGCCUGGACAUGAGGAUGGAUUCUCGUCGGACUGGGGAUUUGAUCAUGUCCAUCGCCAUGACGUGGCACAGGCAGAUGUGGCUGCCCUGAUGGCCUAUCUGGUUGGUGUUGACUACCCUGUUAACUCCGCACAGGCCGCCCUGGCCAACACACGGGGUGUAUUGGAGAUGUACCGUGUCAAGGAGGAGCAGAAGCGGUCCGCGGUGCUUCGAUAUGUGCCCUUCGAGCCUCUCUCCGGUGACGGCGAGACCUCCAUUGAAGGCCGCUUUGCCAACCUGGAGGCGCUCAUUUCCAACGGAGCCUACGAGGAGUCGAUUGCCCUGUCAUCCGAAUUGCUGGCUGCCGGUCUCGAGGGCCUUCGCUAUCUGCAAACAUAUGACUGGCUGUUCCUGCGGACUAUUGUCUCUCUUGGAUACCUGGGCUGGAUUGCGUAUGCUCUCACUACGGUUAUUGAUCUGCACGUUUUGCAUGGAACCUCCGACUCCCACCGGACCACCGCCAGCAUCUCACUCUUCUCGUCGAUCCUGGUGGCACUAUUCUCUGUGUUCCUGUACCAGGGAUCUUCAUGGCGCUACUACUUCUAUGGAUUCUUCCCUGUUUAUUUCUGGGAGGAAGUCUUUGCGCGCCGCAAGGCCUUGACUGCUGGCCGGGAGAUUGUCCUGGGCCAUGUUCGCUCUUUCUCUGGAUACCUGAGCUUUGGAGUACAGCUGGUGGCAUUCGUCGGUGUUUUGGAAGCAUUGGUCCAAUCCUAUUUUCAUCGAGAAAUCUUCACUGUUUGCUUUGGACUGGCUGCCUUCUGGCCUCUCGCCUAUGGAUUUAAAUUCAUUUACGCUCAUCUGUACUUGAACGCUACCUGGGCACUUGGAUGUCUUUUGAUGAGUACCUUUACUCUGCUGCCAGUCGUCAAGGUCGAGGAUCUCACUACUAUUACCUACGGAGGACUUCUCAUGUUUUUGACUGGUGUUCUAUAUCUUCUGUUCGAGGAUACUAUUCUUGGCCGUGGCAGCUCUCAAUCGCGGACCAAUAAGGUCGGGUCACGAAUUAUCAUGGGCUUCCAGGUAGGCAUGGUUCUUCUUGCCGUGAUUGUCACCCGGUCAAGUGUCACAUCUCUCCAGGCCCGCGAAGGCCUACCAUUUGGCAAUCAAGUGGUCGGAUGGUUUGUCCUGGUAGCCUCUGUCACUCUGCCAUUCAUCCACCGACUAUAUCCAGACAGCCACUACCUCCACCGCCUGAUGAUCAUCUUCCUGACCUUCUCCCCGGUGUUUGUUAUUCUCACCAUCUCCUGGGAGGGCCUAUUCUACUUGGUCUUCUGCAUGACCCUGGUAACCUGGGUCCGCCUGGAACACGCCAUCUACGUGCACACAGCCGGAUCCAACGCAGUCCAAUCCAAGGAGGCAGUUCGCAAUGGAUCCGCAGCCCCUUCCAAGCCCGCCCCAACAGGCUCCGCGACCGUCGACGGCCUCACCUACCACUACCGAGCCCUCACCCUAUCCGACACCCGCGUGGCGCUUUUCUUCUUCUUCCUCCUCCAAUCUGCCUUCUUCAGCGUCGGCAACGUCGCCUCCAUCUCCACUUUCGCCCUCGACAGCGUCCGCCGCCUAAUCCCCGUCUUCAACCCCUUCACGCAAGGCGCCCUCCUAAUCGUGCAAAUCCUCAUUCCAUUCGCCAUCAUUAGCGCGAAUCUAGGCAUCCUCAACCGCCGCCUGGAAGUCGCGCCCAGCGCCCUCUUCAUGAUCGUCAUGUCUAUCUCGGAUGUCAUGACCCUGAACUUCUUCUAUAUGGUCCGGGACGAAGGGUCUUGGCUCGACAUCGGCAUGACCAUAAGCCACUUUUUCAUUGCCAGUCUACUGUGCACGUUCGUUGCGGGCCUGGAAUUUCUCAGCGAGCUCUUUGUUAGUGGCGUUGAUUUUGGGCCUGCGGCGACCGCGCUUGGGUCUGCGGUGGCGCAGGCUGUGAAUGAGACGGUGGAUUGUGGCCAUGAGUCUUUGAAAGAACCUAAGAAUGGCAAGAAGAGCCGUUCGCGGAAGGGAAGGAAGGGGCAGUAG
Molecule: messenger RNA, 3003 nt
Organism: Penicillium argentinense
Lineage: Eukaryota; Fungi; Ascomycota; Eurotiomycetes; Eurotiales; Aspergillaceae
Product: mannose-ethanolamine phosphotransferase MCD4
Exons: 3
Coding region: 1-3003 (1000 amino acids)
Biological process (GO): GPI anchor biosynthetic process
Cellular component (GO): endoplasmic reticulum membrane
Molecular function (GO): mannose-ethanolamine phosphotransferase activity
Source: RefSeq, a predicted model, not a curated record